ACACUCAACCCGUGCGUUAGUGUCACCUUAGCUGUUAGCUUCGUCAAGCUGUUCCGUGUCGUAAAUAUACAAAAUCUGUGGUCAUGGCAGAUAAAACUAAACUUCAAGAAGCUCUUCGAGUCCAAGGUGAAGUCGUUCGAAAGCUAAAAUCAGAGAAGGCGAGCAAAGAACAGAUUGAUGAAGAAGUAGCCAAACUGCUGCAGCUGAAGGCGCAAUUAGGUGGAGAAGAUGGAAAACAGCAGUUCGUCCUCAAGACAGCCAAGGGGACAAGAGACUACAACCCCAAGCAGAUGGCCAUCAGAGAGAAAGUCUUCAACGUCAUCGUCAGCUGCUUCAAACGCCACGGAGCGGAGACCAUCGACACACCCGUAUUUGAGCUGAAGGAAACACUGACAGGGAAGUACGGAGAAGAUUCCAAGCUCAUAUAUGACCUCCAAGACCAGGGAGGAGAGCUGCUGUCUCUCAGAUACGACCUGACUGUUCCCUUUGCCCGCUACUUGGCCAUGAACAAGAUAACUAACAUUAAGCGCUACCACAUUGCCAAGGUCUAUCGCCGUGAUAAUCCAUCCAUGACUCGCGGUCGCUACCGGGAGUUUUACCAGUGUGACUUUGACAUAGCAGGUCAGUAUGAUGCCAUGAUUCCCGAUGCAGAGUGUCUCAAGAUUGUCCAUGAAAUCCUCAGUGAGUUGGACCUUGGAGACUUCUGCAUCAAGGUCAACGACAGACGCAUUCUUGAUGGAAUGUUUGCCGUCUGCGGUGUUCCAGGUGACAAAUUCCGUACCAUCUGUUCAACAGUGGACAAACUGGACAAGAUGUCCUGGGAUGAUGUGAAGAAGGAGAUGAUCAAUGAGAAGGGCUUGUCAGAGGAAUCUGCUGACCAAAUUGGGGAGUACGUCAAUAUGCAAGGUGGAAUCGACCUGGCAGAACACCUCCUUCAGGACCAGAAAAUGUCCCAGAGCAGACAAGCCUGUGCAGGCCUAACUGACAUGAAGCUGCUCUUCACCUACCUGCAGCUUUUCCAGGUCACAGAUAAGGUGGUGUUUGACCUCAGUCUGGCUCGGGGUCUGGACUACUACACCGGUGUCAUUUAUGAGGCGGUGCUGACACAAGCUGGGGUGGUUCCAGCCUCCACUGACACCCAGAAUGGGGAAGUCGGACAAGGAGAGGAAAGCGUCGGUGUGGGUAGCGUUGCUGGUGGAGGGCGAUAUGACGGCUUGGUUGGAAUGUUUGACCCAAAAGGCAGGAAGGUCCCAUGUGUAGGUGUCAGCAUAGGAAUAGAGAGGAUCUUCUCCAUCAUGGAACAGAAGACUGAGGCAUUGUCGGAGAAGGUUCGUACCACAGAGGUCCAGGUCAUGGUGGUGUCUGCUCAGAAGAACCUGUUGGAGGAAAGACUUAAGCUGGUGACUGAGCUCUGGAAUGCUGAUAUUAAGGCAGAAGUGAUGUACAAGAAGAACCCCAAGCUGCUGAGCCAGAUCCAGCACUGUGAAGAUUCAGGGAUCCCCUUGGUGGCUAUAGUUGGAGAACAGGAGCUGAAGGAUGGCGUGGUCAAACUCCGCAUUGUGGCGACCAGAGAGGAGUUUGAGGUUUCCAGAGCUGAUGUCAUAAAGGAGAUCAAGAAGAGGACCGCUGAGGCUUAGUUCCACCCACUCAAAAACAGACCCUGUACAGCCUUCCAGUUUGCUGCCACCAAGCACCUGUCUGAUGGUGUUAUUGGUCGGGCUGCUGCUCAUCAGUGAACACAUCAGAACAUGAAAUGUGCUAACGGUGUCUAAAGGUGGAGAACAGUCAUUAAUCAUCUACAUGUGUCAAACAGUCCAUCCCACCCCCUCCUGUCUCCAAAUAAACUGUUUAAAUGACUUCACUGCACGGUUUCUACACCACUGCUGACCGUCACAUACAUCACUGGUCCUCAGUCCUGGACCUCAGGCACCCUGAACCUGCAUGAGACAUCUCCCUGCUCUGCCAGAAGGUCAUGGGCUCAUUCAUGUGUGGUCAGCCAAUCAGGAACAAGCAGACACCUGGCUGAGCCAGUCGGCUGUCAGCAGAGCAGAUAAGAAAGAAAACAUGCAGGUUAGGGUCCAAGGACCAGGAUUGAGCCAGAGACACCAGUGUGGUGUUUGUGUAACACGGGAACAUUGUUGCUCGCAGACAAAGAAAUGCAAACAGUUUGGUGCUGUACGGUAAAUCUGUGUGCAGCAGACGGUUCUCAAACCCUGACUGACUGCAGGGAGGAGACCAGACAAGACACCAAGACAACUCUGAAGACCUCCUUCUGUCCCUGUGGAGAAGCAGUGCACAGUGCCUCACCACUUACACAGCCCGUGAUGAAGUGGUGUAGAGGAGGACUUGAGAAUUGGAAGUUCUGCUCCAAUUUUCCUGAAGGCACACGGGAGGGGCAAGUCAGGUUUUGAUUGGUUUAGUUUCAAGAAAGUCGUUCUCCACUCCAUGAUGAAGCUGUGAGUGAUGAAAAUACUAAACUCCCAUUAUGCACAAGUUCUCCAGUCACAGAAACUGAUGAUGUCUUCAGGGUUGUCUUGUCAUCUUGCAGUUACAGUUUUUGAGGACCACAGUUACCCUGAUGUUUGUAUUUCUUAAUAGUUAAUGUAAAUAAAGUCCAAGACCUA
Thalassophryne amazonica is the source of this 2624-nucleotide messenger RNA. RefSeq names its product histidyl-tRNA synthetase (gene hars). Bases 84 to 1637 code for a protein of 517 amino acids. Gene Ontology annotation, cellular component: mitochondrion; cytoplasm. Gene Ontology annotation, biological process: mitochondrial translation; histidyl-tRNA aminoacylation. The record is from RefSeq and is a predicted model, not a curated record. The transcript has 13 exons. NCBI's taxonomy places the organism in Eukaryota, Metazoa, Chordata, Actinopteri, Batrachoidiformes, Batrachoididae. Gene Ontology annotation, molecular function: histidine-tRNA ligase activity; identical protein binding; ATP binding.